AUGGCGCCGGCGCCGCCGCCGCUCCCGGCCGCUCGCAGAGAGCAGCCGCCUCAGACCCAACAUGGCGGCGGCGCCGGCUCCGCUACCCUCCCCCAGCCUCCCGCCCUCAAGCCGCGGCGCGGCGGCGGCGGCGGCGGCAGCGGCGGCGGCGCGGGGCAUGCUGGACGGGGAGGCCGAGCUCUCGCGAGACUCGUCUGGCGGCCGGUGGCUCAGGGCUCCUUCGCGGCCUUGGAAGUCCUAGCAGUGUGGCUGGCCUGGUGUGUCGCUGUCGUUCCCCGAGGCCUGAGAGGAGAUCCAGGGAUAGGCCAGGAGCCUCGGAAUGUAAGGAUACUGUGGGCUGGCGUGGCGCCGCGCGCGGUCCUCUUGACCUCCGCUGUGGCCUACGCCAUUUCCAGACCCUUUGAAACCCGUCCUGAGUCCGGUGUCAUUGCAAAAGCGGAUCCCUCUAGCUGGAAAGUUCUAACGUGCCUCGAAGCUCUUGAUAAACUGGAUGACAUUACCAACUCAGUGGACAUGAGUCUGCGCAAACUCCGGGAGACAGGAAAGGACAGGGAAGCCUGGCGUGCUGCAGCCCAUGGGGUCGCAGAGUCGGACAUUACCUAGAAACGGAACAACAGCAACAGAUGAACUGUACCUUCAAACUGGCUGGGAAGACCAGGUCAAAUGUAGACUUCUCUGACUCCUUGGAGUUCCAUGUCAGAAGAUGGUGAAGGGGGAACACCACCCCCAACCUUGGCCCAGUCCCUCUUCUCUUCCCACUCUCAGCUCUUUCCAACAGUGUGAAGGCCCCAUCUGUGUGGUCAUUUCUGUCCACAUUCCUCCAAACAGCCUCUUGAAGUCACACUCACGCCUAAGGAAAAACAUCCUGUUAGUGGCAAUGUGUCAUGCUUCACGAUGGUGGACGUGGGAAGAGAGGCCUAUGGAGGCCUAUUUAGAAACAGGCUUGAGGUGGGACUCCCCUGGUCGCCCACUGGCUAAGACUCUGUGCUCCCAGUGCGGAGGACCCAGGUUUGAUCCCUCGUCAGGGAACAUGACACAGCCUUUGUGCCUCAACUAAGACUGGCCCAGCCAAAUAACUAAAUAAAUAUUAAAAGAAGAAGAAGAAAUAGGCUUGAGGCUCUUUGGGCAUGGAAUUCCGGAGUCCUGGGCCACUGGGAUGUAUGGAAAUUUUCAUAGAUCUGAUAAUUAGGUAAUAGCAUUGUAUUGAUAUUAAUUCCCAGUUUGAAAAUUGUACUGCAAUUGUGUACAUAGUUCUUUUUUAAUGUGGACCAUUUAAAAAAUCAUUAUUGAAUUUGUUACAAUAUUGUUUCUAUUUUAUGUUUUGAGUGGGAUCUUAGUUCCCAGGUCAGGGAUCAGAACAGCAGCCCCUGCAUUGGAAGGGGAAGUCUUAACCACUGGACCACCAGGGAAAUCUACAUAGAUGUUUUGCUUUUAGGAAGUACACAAUAAAAUAUUUAAGAAUAAAGGGAUAUGGUGGCUGCAACUUACUCUCAAAUAGAAAUAAUGACAAUAAAAAUACAUAUAUAUGUAGAGAGAGAAAAAACGUAAAGCAAUGUGGCAAAAUGUUAGCAAUUAGUCAGUUUUCUGUGAAUCUUUCUAGGAGUUCUUUAUAUUCUUUUUGCAACUUUUCUAUAUGUUUAAAUACAGAAAAUAUGCUUUUCACAAUAAACAGUGAAACAGUAAGAUGUAGGGACACGGCAUCCCUUCUCCCCUUGUCACCACUGUACUCCUCUCCCUCCCCUCAGCAUUAUGCUGACUGUAAUUCAACAAAUUAUAACAAAUAACAAAAGAAAAGGAAAUGAGUAUAGUUACAGAAAACAAAAGGGAAAAAAAAGUCAUUUGGGGCAGCUGAUGUAAGUACCUAUGCAAGGCCUACUAG
Dama dama (fallow deer) is the source of this 1879-nucleotide messenger RNA. RefSeq lists its product as uncharacterized. The record is from RefSeq and is a predicted model, not a curated record. The transcript is spliced from 3 exons. NCBI's taxonomy places the organism in Eukaryota, Metazoa, Chordata, Mammalia, Artiodactyla, Cervidae. Bases 1 to 603 code for a protein of 200 amino acids.